This is a messenger RNA of Malurus melanocephalus (red-backed fairy wren), 1863 nucleotides long. RefSeq names its product NmrA like redox sensor 1 (gene NMRAL1). The record is from RefSeq and is a predicted model, not a curated record. The coding region runs from base 193 to 1083 and encodes 296 amino acids. The transcript has 6 exons. NCBI's taxonomy places the organism in Eukaryota, Metazoa, Chordata, Aves, Passeriformes, Maluridae.
GGGAGGAGACGAGCAGAGCCGAACACAAUCGGGUCACGCCGAACAGACGAACGCACGCAGGUGCGGCAGAGCCGAYUAGACCCGAACUGAGCCGAACGCAGCCGGGCCGAGACGAUUAGACGCGAACCGAGCCGGGCGCAGACGAUUGGACCCGAGCAGAGCCGAGAGCCCCGGGACCGCCCGCGCUGCCGCAUGGCCGAGAAGAAGCUGAUCGUGGUGUUCGGGGCCACCGGGGCCCAGGGGGGCAGCGUGGCCCGGGCGCUGCUGUUCGAUGGGACCUUCAAGGUGCGCGCCGUGACGCGGAGCCCCAGGAAGAGGGCGGCGGAGGAGCUGAGGCGAAGGGGAGCCGAGGUGGUGAAGGCAGAUCAGGACGAUGAGGCAUCGCUGGAGCGGGCCUUGGCCGGUGCCUAUGGAGCCUUUAUUAUCACCGACUUCUGGGAACACUGCAGCAAGGAGAAGGAAAUCGAGCAGGGGCAGCGUCUUGCUGACCUGUCCAAGCGCCAAGGUCUACGCCAUGUUGUGUUCAGUGGCCUGGAGAACGUGCACAAGCUGACGGGAGGCCAGCUGGAGGUGCUGCACUUUGAUGGCAAAGGUGUGGUGGAGGAGUAUUUCCAGAAAAUUGGGGUUCCCACCACCAUCAUCCGGAUGCCCUUCUACUUSGAGAACUUCCUCUCCAUCUUCAAGCUGCAGAAGGCCCCGCAGGGAGACACCCUUGUCCUGGAGUUGCCCUUGGAGGACACCCCAAUGGAYGGGAUGGCCGUGGAGGACCUUGGGGCUGUUGUGCUUUGCCUGCUGAAGUCCCCAGGGGAGUACAUUGGCCAAGUGAUAGGACUCAGCACAGGCAAGCUCACUGAGGAAGAGUAUGCUGCCAUUCUCUCCCAGCAGACGGGCAAGAUUGUGGCAGCCAGCAAGAUCUCCCCUGAGGAGUACGAGAAGCGGGACUUCCCCGGGGCCAAGGAGCUGGCUGCCAUGUUCCGCUUCUACGCCCUAAAGCCAGACCGCAACGUGGCCCUGACCAUGAAGCUCAACCCCAAGGCCCGCACCUUCCAGCAGUGGGUGGCUGACAACAAGGAUGCCUUCUGAGCCUCUCCUCCCUCUUGCUCCCUGGUUUCUGCAGCAGGCAGGGGGACCUGGCUGAGGAGGCGAGGUGCCCUGAGCCAYGCUGCCUGCCCAGUAAUGCCCCAGGGAGAGGCUGAUCCUGCCCCAGCUGGGGAGAGCUCGGCCCACAUGCUGGUCCAUGUGUGUGWUCCUGCAGUGUGGUUGAGACUAUUUAGGCAGCUAGAACAAGARGAAGGGCUGUAGAGCACAGGCAGAGGGGUAGCAAAAGCGCUACCUUUGCACAGUCCUCAGGGAGGUGUUGCUUUAGUCAUUCUGGGUGUCUUAGGGUGGCGGGGGCUUGUUUUCCCAGGAUCACCCUUUCCCAGGCAGCUUUGAACAUACUACACCAUGUGGUGGGCUGAAGGUGUGUAACCCUGCACCCCAAAGGCAGUGCCUUCAGGGCAGGUAUUUAUGGCCAGGGCUGCUGCAGGCUCUUAAGCCAACAGAAAACACAGGGAUUUCUCCAGGGACCUGGUUUGUGCAUAGCAGGUGAGCCAGCAGAGAGAUGGACCCCUGGCUCAGUGCCACCUCAGUAAAUGGGGAUGGUAUAGUGACUUCCUGUGAGUGUAACAAAAGUGGAGUUUGAUUCCUCAAGUCCUCCAGCUCUGGGCCUGGUCUUUGGGCUCUUAGGGCCAAUUUCAAUCACUUUGGGCUCUUGGAGCUAAUUUUAAUCAGUGUCCCUAAGAGCUAAGAUUAAACUCAGUUUUCUCAAGACUGUCCAAGGCUCAGUAGAAAAGCCCCUUCUGCCUCACCCCCAUGUGCUUA